Paramecium octaurelia is the source of this 1423-nucleotide messenger RNA. Lineage: Eukaryota; Ciliophora; Oligohymenophorea; Peniculida; Parameciidae. The record is from the annotation of a GenBank genome assembly.
AUGAAAAAAAAAAUUUAUCUAAAUGCACUCUUUGUGCUUUUAGAAACCACUAAGUAGUAGUUAAGUAAUGUAGUUUAACUUAAUAGUGCAAUGAUGUAUUCAAUGGUUGGUGUGGCAAGUUUAGCUUUAGUAACUGGAAAUGCAAUUGUAUUUUUUAUUUUACUCGAUUUAUUAUAAUCAGAGAUUUUUUUUUGUAAUACUUAUACUAUGAACUCUUUGCAACCAAUAUUAAAUUAUUUGAAAGUAGAUUAGUUAUUGAAAGAAUUAAAUGGAAAAGUAAAUUAGAUUAGGUUAAUAGUAACUUAUAGCCAGACUACGAGAUCAUUUUUAAAGAGCCAUUCAAUGCAAAAAGCUGCUAUUUUACUGUCCUUGCCUCUAUUUUAACCUAUUUACUUUAUUGCUUUAGUUCAAAUACUUUAGGAAAUUUUAUAUUAAAAUGGCUUAAAAAUAUCCAGUAAUUACUAAAGUCAUGAAAUUUAUCCUUCGAUUUAAAAAAUAUGUGUAGAAAAAGUUUAAAAAUUAAAAAUUGAUAUUUUCAUUAGGAAUUUUUCAAGAUUAUUAGGCUAUUCUACUUUAGUUAACUUUUAGUGUAUUGUUAUAAUAUCCCAAUUACAGAUUGAUUCUCUAUUUGAAAUUCUCAACACUAUCUAUACUAUAUAGGUUUAGGGUUCAUUUUAAUAUCAAACUUUCCAUUAUUUUCAAUUACCACAAUAAAUAUAAAAAUUAUAAAAUAUUGAGGUACUUCUAUUCAGAAUCUAAAACUGAAUUUUUGAAAGGUUAAUUUAAGUCUUUACAAAUUUUUAUUCUUUAUUUUCAAUAUUACAGAAUUAAUCAAUUAUCCAGUAUCAUAAUCAAUCCUACUUCUAUGCAAUCAUUUUUCUUUUUGAUGUAUUUAAUUAGAAUCAAACCUUUAAAAUCUCUUUUUGAACCCACUAAAUUAGUCGUAAUGAGAUUGUAUUUAUGAAUAUUAUAGGGACUUUUUUAUUUUAUAGCUUUGAAUUCAGUUAAGAACUUUUAUUCUAAUUGGUUGGAUUCAUGUUACUCUGUUUUCUGCUAUUAUAAAAUUUAAUUUAUUUAUAGAAAUACUCUAAUAAAUCAAAGCAAAAGUAUGAGACUUACUUAUUAAAAAAACAAAAAGAAGAAAGUGAGUUGGGAUCUAAAUAGAAAUUGUGUAAUUUGCAAGGAUUUUCAUUAAAAGAGUAUGAUUAAUAAAUAUAAAAUGAGAUGUAAUUCUAAUUCAGUAAGCCUCAAUUAAAAUUCUUUAGAAUGUAAUUACUUUGUUAGUUUUAAUUACUACCCUAAUUAUUUUUUUGAGUUUUAAUGGGAAUUGUUUAAAAUAUAGGAAAACUUUUAAUUUUUUUCUUUAUUUAUCAUAAAUUACUGCUUUGAUGAAGAUAAUGUUGUUGAUCUAGUAAUCAAUUGA